GAAGCAGACAAACAGAUGUUGUCAAACGAAGACAUGAAUACCUGACAUGAACUUUUAAUCGAAGUUAAAAGUAGGUGAACGUUGUGGACGCGCUGGAGGAACUUUGAAGGGCAAUAGAGAGAAGCUGCUGAUUUCCUUUUUUUGCAGAGUGGAUUUGCUACAUACAUAUGAGGAGGCGGACCUCUGACUGCGUGCUCAAUAUGCUGAAAGCAAGCCCGAUGUGUGCAUACUGUAUGUGGGAGUACAGAGACUAUUUUGUCUUAAUUCAAUCAUGAGGAUCGGGAUACAUUGCACUUUAAACCGCGUUGGAUACACAGUUUGUUUUUUUUGGCAGCAAGCUAUAUAGCCUAUUUAUUUGGCCGUGUGUUUUUUUUCAGACAGAAGAUUCCAUACUAUCCAUUUGCACUUUUUUUUUUAUUUUCUUUUGAAGUUGACUUUAACAAAGUAGACUACCGGUUUGCCUCAGAGCUAGCUCCCUUUUACAUCGUUUUUUAUAAAAUCGGAUAUAUUGAUCCUUAAGGAACACAUGAGGGGAAUCUAUUGACGUCUAACGUUACUUCGUGGCAUGUCACACAAUGGUGUCAUUUUCGGAUGGAGUUUUGAGGUCCUAUAUCUUCAUUUGAAGUUCUGAACACUUGGAUUAGGCUAGAUCAUUAUUUUUGUAGACAGGCUUAGAAUUCAUUAUAGAUGCAAAUAGUGGAACAUUUAUUUGUUACACCAACAGAUCCUAUAGACUAUUUUGCUGUUAUAGACCACAUCAUAUGAGUAUAUCUGAACACUGCUGUUUUUUAAAAGUUGGGUGCAUUUUAUCUAACAACUGUUGUGUCUGACGUUCCAUUCUUGUGACUCGACACAUUCGAAUAUUUCUGCCCAAAACGUAAUUCUCUACGUAGUCUUGGCACCCGGUUGAAUCCUUGGAGAAAGCUUUCCAUUUUGGCACAGCCAUCGUUUGAUUUAUCAUCCCUUCACACGGAAAACAAUUAGUGGCUUCCCCUCACGAUGAGUUACUUAUACCAAGCAGUGAUUUUAUUGCUACGUGGACUCGUCAUCUCUGCGGUACUGGGAUUGGAAAGCAGCUACUCAAAUGAUAUGUUGAAUCGUGCGUCUGAUGCCGCAAUUGUAGCCACGACAGACCCCUGUCUGACGGUGAUGCCGCCAUGCAUGGGCGAUGCAGACCGUUUCAGCCUGGAGGCCCUCCGGGUCAUCCACAAACAGCUGGACGACGAUAAUGACGGGGGGAUUGAGGUCAACGAGAGUGUGGAGUUUAUUAGAGAAGACAUGAAGCAACAGCAAACGAACAAACACAGUAACCUGCACAGAGAAGACCAACACAUCACUGUGGAGGAGCUGUGGAAGGGCUGGAAAACCUCUGAAGUUCACAACUGGACAACAGAUGACACGGUCCAGUGGCUUAGGGAGUCGGUGGAGCUGCCUCAGUAUGAGAGGAACUUCAGAGACUUCCGGUUCAAUGGAAACACUCUGCCUCGAUUAGCGGCAAACGAACCGUCGUUUAUGUCUGGUCAGCUAAAGAUAUUAGACCAGCGGCACAAACAGAAACUAAAUCUUAAAGCCCUAGAUGCUGUGCUCUUCGGCCCUCCCUUACGUCCACAACACAACUGGAUGAAGGACUUUGUGUUGAUGGUAUCUAUAGUGAUCGGGAUGGGGGGCUGCUGGUUCGCCUACAUCCAGAACAAGUCUUCCAAGGUGCACAUGAGUCAGAUGAUGAAGGACUUGGAGAGCCUGCAGAGUGCUGAGCAGAGCCUCAUGGAUCUUCAGGGACGCCUCGAAAAGGCCCAGGAGGAGAACCGCACGGUGGCGGUGGAGAAGCAGAACCUGGAGCAGAAGAUGAGGUAUGAGAUCAGUGGCGCCAAGAAGGAGUCGUACCGCCUCCGGGAGCUCCGCCAGGGGGCCGAGUGUGAGCUCAGCCGCCUCAAAUAUGCUGAGGAGGAGCUGGUGCAGGUGCGUAUGGCCCUGAAGCGUGCGGAGAAGGAGAUGCAGACAGAGUGGUCGGUCCCAGAGGCCCUGCAGAUGUGGCUCCAACUCACCCACGAGGUGGAGGUCCAAUAUUACAACAUCAAGAAACACAGCGCGGAGCUACAGCUCACUGUCGCCAAGGAAGAGGCAGAGAAAAUCAAAAAGAAGAGGAGUUCUGUGUUUGGAACACUUCACGUCGCCCACAGUUCAUCACUGGAUGAAGUGGACCACAAGAUCCUAGAGGCCAAGAAGUCCCUGUCGGAGGUGACGGCCUGCCUGAGGGAGCGCCUCCACCGCUGGCAGCAGAUUGAGAAGCUAUGCGGCUUCCCCCUGGUGCACAACUCUGGGCUGCCCAGCCUGACUGCCACCCUGUACUCUGACCACAGCUGGGUGGUCAUGCCCCGCGUCUCCGUGCCCCCCUACCCCAUCGCCGGCGGGGUGGACGACCUCGACGAGGACACGCCUCCAAUCAUUCCACAAUUCACCUCUUCUAUAAAGCGGCCACCUCUGACGCGCAGCAGCAGCCUGUGUCGGUCCCGCCGGAGUCUCUACAGCACCCCGCAGCCGUCAAUGAUGUCUGCCGACCCUGACCUGCUCUCUAUGGCCAGCCCACCCCUCUCCUACCACCCAGAGGGUGAAGAAGAACACAUCAUCUUCAUCGAGAGAAAGGGGGACACUCAGGAUACGUCCUCAGACACAGACUCUCUCAACUCCUCCAUGGGACGGAAACAGUCCUAUGCCAACCCCUGCACGCCAGGCCCAGAGCCCCCCUACCGCAAGAUCUCCCGCGAGGAGCUGAUGAUGCUGAGCCAGCAGGAGCCUCAGACUUACAUCCGGGACUCACCCCCUCCUCAAGGGGGAGUUGCGUCCCUCUCGACUUCCUCCUCGGCCAACCCCUCCCCUGCCCUGGAGCACCACUCACACUCCCACACGCACUCGCACAAACACAAGGGCUCACCCGACCUCACCCGUGGCUCCAUCCCAGAGUCCCACAGCAUGUCCUUCACCACCCCCACGGCGGGAAACAAGGCCGUGUUCAACGGCAUCCUGGAGAAGUCCUAUAGCAUGGGCCAGCUGCCCGCGGGAAUGACGGGGCCAGGGGGGGUGGUGGUGGUGGGGCGCAACCCAUCCCUCACCUCACUGGACAACGAGGGCAGGGGGGUGGGGGCAAAGGAGAAGAAGCUACAGAGAACCUCCUCUCAGGACUCCUGUGACAACGGAGACAAGACCAAGAAGUCCUCGUCCAAGAUCAAGAGCUUGUUCAAGAAGAAAAAGUAGUAGUACUCAGAGAGAGAGGGGACGGGACAACAAAAAGGAUCAAGAUGAAGUCAUUUUAGCCUUAAUAAAAAAUGGACGUUGUCAACGGAAGCUAAAACAAUUUGUUUUGUGCCAUUGUUCCUUUUUUUUUCUUCAAAGAUGGAAUGUAGCUCUGUCUGGGCACCUCAAUAAUGCCCUUUAAUUAAUUGUUUUUGCUCACUCAUAGCCUCAAAGUCAAGGCUUCAAAGGUCACAGAAAGUUUAAAAGGUAAAGGGUCAUGCCGGCUGCCAUCCCCCAGACAACCGUGAAAAGCACGAGCCUGCUCACUCAACGUCUUCUGGUUCUUUUUCAGUUGAAGAAACAAAAAAAUACAUUUCACUUGUGUUCCAUCUGGGGGUUGAGGGGCUUGUGCUUGACACAUUUAUUUUCAGAAGAGAAAAAAAAAAUACUACUUAAGUUUGUUGCACUACUGCUUUCCUGUUUUCUGGGAAAGGGCCGCCACUGCUCGCAGAGUAAAUAUUAAUGUAUACAGUACAGAUGAGAAUGAUGUAUGGGGAAGAGGCAUUGGAGAUGCAACACAUGGUAGGCUAUUGAAGCCAAAAUCGCUUGGUGUUUCCAAUGUUUUUUGCAAUGGGUUUUAUUUAUAUACACACACACACACACACUGAGUAUACCAAACAUUAGGAACACCUUCCUAAUAUUGAGUAGCACCCACACUUUUUGCCCUCACAACAGUCUCAAUCGUCGGGGCAUGGACUCGACAAGGUGUCGAAGGCGUUCCACAGGGAUGCUGGCCCAUGUUGACUCCAAUGCUUCCCAUAGUUGUGUCAAGUUGUCUGGAUGUACUUUGGGUGGUGGACCAUUCUUGAUACACAUGAGAAACUGUUGAGUGAGAAAAACCUUGUGGUGUUGCAGUUCUUGACACAAACCGGUGUGCCUGGCACCUACUACCGUACCCCGUUCGAAGGCACUUAAAUCUUUUGUUUUACCUAUUCACCCUCUGAAUGGGACAUAUACACAAUCCAUGACUCGGUUGUCUCAAGGCUUAGAAAUCCUUAUUUAACCUGUCUCCUCCCCUUCAGCAACACUGAUUGAAGUGGAUUUAAGUAGUGACAUCAAUAAGCGAUCAUAGCUUUCAUCUAGAUUGACCUGGUCAAUUAUGGAAAGAGCAGGUGUUCUUAAUGUUUUGUGUGCGUGAGUGUGUGAGUAUAUAUAUAAACACACUACAUAUAGAAAAGUAUGUGGACACCCCUUCAAAUCAGUUGAUUCGGCUAUUUCAGCCAUAUCCGUUGCUGACGGGUGUAUAAAAUCGAGCACACAGCCAUGCAAUAUCCAUAGACAAACAUUGUCAGUAGAAUGGCCUUAGUGAAGAGCUUUCAACGUGGCACUGUCAUAGGAUGCCACCUACCCAGCAAGUUAGUUCGUCAAAUUUCUGCCCUGCUAGAACUGCCCCAGGUCAACUGUAAGUGCUGUUAGUGUGAAGUGGCAACGUCUAGGAGCGACAACGGCUCAGUCAUGAAGUAGUAGGCCACACAAGCUCACAGAACGUAACCGCCGAGUGCUGAAAAUUGUCUGUCUGCGCUUGCAACACUGACUACAGAGUUCCAAACUGGAAGCAAUGCCAAGCGUUGGCUGGAGAGGUGUAAAGCUUGCUGCCAUUGGACUCUGGAGCAGUGGAAACGCAAGUUUGCUGGAGGGGGAAUAAUGGUCUGGGGCUGUUUCAUGGUUUGGGCUAGGCCCUGUUGUUCCAGUGACGGAAAGUCUUAACACUACAGCAUACAAUGACGUUCUAGACAAUUCUGUGCUUCUAACUUCAUGGCAACAGUUUGGGGAAGGCCCUUUCCUGUUUCAGCAUGACAAUGCCCCCAUGCAAAGUGAGGUCCAUACAGAAAUGGUUUGUCGAUGUGGAAGAACUGGACUGGCCUGUACAGAGCCCUGACCUCAACCCCAUCGAACAACUUUGGGAUGUAUUGAAACGCCGACUGCAAGCCAGGCCUAAUCGCCCAACAUCAUUGCUCGACCUCACUAAUGCUCCCCCCGCAGCAAUGUUCCAUCAUCUAGUGGAAAGCCUUCCUAGAAGAGUGGAGGCUGUUAUAGCUGCAAAGGGGGGACCGACUACAUAUUAAUGGCCAUGAUUUGGGAAUGAGAUGUUCGAUGAGCAGGGGUUUCACAUCCUUUUGGUCAUGUUGUGUGUAUGUAUAUAUACAGUACGAGUCAAAAGUUUUGGCACACCUACUAAUUCAAGGGUUUUUCUUUAUUUUCUAAUUUCUACAUUGUAGAAUAAUAGUGAAGACAUCAAAACAAUUAAAUAACACAUGGAAUCAUGUAGUAACGAAAAAGUGUUAAACAAAUCAAAAUAUAUUUUAUAUUUAAGUUUCUUCAAAGUAGCCACCCUUUGCCUUGAUGACAGCUUUGCACACUCUUGGCAUUCUAUCAACCAGCGUCACCUAGGACGCUUUUCCAACAGUCUUGAAGGAGUUCCCACAUAUGCUGCGCACUUGUUGGCUGCUUUUCCUUCACUCUGCGCGGUGCAACUCAUCCCAAACCAUCUCAAUUGGGUUGAGGUCAGGUGAUUGUGGAGGCCAGGUCAUCUGAUGCAGCAGUCCAUCACUAUCCUUCUUGGUCAAUUAGCCCUUACACAGCCAGGAGGUGUGUUGGGUCAUUGUACAGUUGAAAAACAAAUGAUAGUCCCACUAAGCGCAAACCAGAUGGGAUGGCGUAUUGCUGUAGAAUGCUGUGGUAGCCAUACUGGUUAAGUGUGCCUUGAAUUCUAAAAAUAAUCUGUGUUACCAGCAAAGCACCCCCACACCAUCACACCUCCUCCUCCAUGCUUCACGGUAGUAACCACACAUGCGGAGAUCAUCCUUUCACCUACUCUGCGUCUCGCAGACACGGCGGUUGGAACCAAAAAUCUCAAAUUUGGACUCAUCAGAUCAAGGACAGAUAUCCACCGGUCUAAUGUCCAUUGCUUGUGUUUCUUGGCCCAAGCAAGUCUCUUCUUCUUAUUGGUGUCCUUUAGUAGUGGUUUCUUUGCAGCAAAUUGACCAUGAAGGCCUGACUCAAGCAGUCUCGUCUGAACAGUUGAUGUUGAGAUGUGUCUGUUACUUGAACCCUGUGAAACAUUUUUUGGGGCUGCAAUUUCUGAGGCUGGUAACUAUUGAACUUAUCCUCUGCAGCAGAGGUAACUCUGUGUCUUCCUUUCCUGUGGCGGUCCUCAUGAGAGCCAGUUUCAUCGUAGCGCUUGAUGGUUUUUGCAACUGCACUUGUAGAAACUUUAAAAGUUCUUGACAUGUUUCGUAUUGACUGACCUUCAUGUCUUGAAGUAAUGAUGGACUGUCAUUUCUCUUUGCUUAUUUCAGCUGUUCUUGCCAUAAUAUGGGAUUGGUAUUUCACCAAAUAGGGCUAUCUUCUGUAUGCCACCCCUACCUUGUCACAGCUGAUUGGCUCAAAUGCAUUAAGAAGGAAAGAAAUUCCACAAAUUAAGUUUGUGGAAUGGCUCACCUGUUAAUUGAAAUGCAUUCCAGGUGACUACCUCAUGAAGCUGGUUGAUAGAAUGCCAAGAGUGUGCAAAGCUGUCAUCAAGGCAAAGGGUGGCUACUUUGAAGAAUCUCAAAUAACGUAGUUAGAUUUUUUUAACACUUUUUUUGGUUGCAUGAUUCCAUAUGUGUUAUUUCAUAGUUUUGAUGUCUUCACUAUUAUUCUACAGUGUAGAAAAUAGUAAAAAUAAAGAAAAAACAUGGAAUGAGAAGGUAUCCAAAAUUUUAACUGGUACUGUGUGUGUGUGUCUGUGUGUAUAUAUAUACAUAUACACACACACACACACAGUUGAAGUGGGAAGUUUACGUACACCUUAGCCUAAUACAUUUAAACUCAGUUUUUCACAAUUCCUGACAUUUAAUCCUAGUAAAAAUUCCCUGUCUUAGGUCAGUUAGGAUCACCACUUUAUUUUAAGAAUGUGAAAUGUCAGAAUAAUAGUAGAGAGAAUUAUAUAUUUCAGCUUUUAUUUCUUUCAUCACAUUCCCAGUGGGUCAGAAGUUUACAUACACUCAAUUAGUAUUUUGUAGCAUUGCCUUUUAAUUGUUUAACUUGGGUCAAACAUUUCGGGAAGUCUUCAACAAGCUUCCCACAAUAAGUUGGGUGAAUUUUGGCCCAUUCCUCCUAACAGAGCUGGUGUAACUGAGUCAGGUUUGUAGGCCUCCUUACUCACACACUCUUUUUCAGUUCUGCCCACACAUUUUCUAUAGGAUUGAGGUCAGGGCUUUGUGAUGGCCACUCCAAUACCUUGACUUAUGCCAUUUUGCCACAACUUUGGAAGUAUGCUUGGAGUAUUUAUUUAUUUUUUAUUUUUUUAUUUAUCCGUUAUUUUACCAGGUAAGUUGACUGAGAACACGUUCUCAUUUGCAGCAACGACCUGGGGAAUAGUUACAGGGGAGAGGAGGGGGAUGAAUGAGCCAAUUGUAAACUGGGGAUUAUUAGGUGACCGUGAUGGUUGAGGGCCAGAUUGGGAAUUUAUGCUCAAGUAUGCUUGAGAUGUUGCUUCAAUAUAUCCACAUCAUUUUCCUCCCUCAUGAUGCCAUCUAUUUUGUGAAGUGUACCAGUCUCUCCUGCAGCAAAGCACCCCCACAACAUGAUGCUGCCACCCCCGUGCUUCAUGGUUGAGAUGGCGUUCUUCAGCUUGCAAGCUUCCCCCUUUUUCCUCCAAACAUAACGAUAGUCAUAAUGGCCAAAGAGUUCUAUUUUUGUUUCAUCAGACCAGAGGACAUUUCUCCAAGAAGUACUAUCUUUGUCCCAAUGUGCAGUUGCAAACUGUAGUCUGCUUUUUUAUGGCGGUUUUGGAGCAGUGGCUUCUUCCUUGCCGACCGGCCUUUCAGGUUAUGUCGAUAUAGGACUCGUUUUACUGUGUAUAUAGAUACUUUUGUACCUGUUUCCUCCAGCAUCUUCACAAGGUCCUUUGCUGUUGUUCUGGGAUUGAUUUGCACUUUUCGCACCAAAGUACGUUCAUCUCUAGGAGACAGAACGCGUCUCCUUCCUGAGCGGUAUGACAGCAUCAGAAGCUUCUCAAGCCAUGACAUCUUUUUCUGGAAUUUUCCAAGCUGUUUAAAGGCACAGUCAACUUAGUGUAUGUAAACUUCUGAUUCACUAGAAUUGUGAUACAGUGAAAUAAUCUGUCUGUAAACAGUUGUUGGGAAAAUGACGUGUCAUGCACAAAGUAGAUGUCCUAACCGACUUCCCAAAACUAGUUUGUUAACAAGAAAUUUGUGGAGUGGUUGAAAAACGAGUUUUAAUGACUCCAACCUAAGUGUAUGUUAACUUCCGGCUUCAGCUGUAUAUAGUAUCUGGACUUUGUUUUUACAUUAUUUUGUUCUUGUAGCCAUUUUUUAAAUAGAAAUGUGAUUUCUAGUGGUCGGGGUUCACAAGGACUGACUACGUUUUUUACUGAAGAGUGAUAAAGAAUAUGCAGAUUUUACCCAUACCCUUAACUUCCCUGUCUUUGUAAACAUCCCUGAGCUUUUCCUGGACAUUUUACCCUUACUCUAACCUGUUACCUCUUUCAACUCCUUUCUCCACUGUUUACCGAUACGCUAUGGAAGGGAAUGGUCACUAGCCAAUGUACAUAGUAGGAGACAAGCUUAGCUGAAGAGUAAAGUUAAUGGGUUCUGUUUUAUCAUAUGCAUUUGUAAUAUCAGAAUUCUACAGAUAUGACAUAUUUACUAUCAUAGUGUAUUCCUACAUCCUACAUCCACAAAAAAAAAAAAAUUGUGAUAGAUGAGCAGGAGGUAGGAAUGUUUACGAGACGUUAGCAGAUUUCUUUGAACAUUUGGUGUGUGAAUAUUUGUAUACCAUAGACAAAUUAAUAAAGCAUACCAAUGCUGUC
Salvelinus fontinalis (brook trout) is the source of this 9106-nucleotide messenger RNA. RefSeq names its product stromal interaction molecule 2-like. Bases 1000 to 3252 code for a protein of 750 amino acids. Gene Ontology annotation, molecular function: calcium ion binding; calcium channel regulator activity; protein binding. NCBI's taxonomy places the organism in Eukaryota, Metazoa, Chordata, Actinopteri, Salmoniformes, Salmonidae. Gene Ontology annotation, biological process: store-operated calcium entry; intracellular calcium ion homeostasis; activation of store-operated calcium channel activity. The record is from RefSeq and is a predicted model, not a curated record. Gene Ontology annotation, cellular component: endoplasmic reticulum; plasma membrane. The transcript has 12 exons.